Dentiscutata erythropus is the source of this 528-nucleotide messenger RNA. The record is from the annotation of a GenBank genome assembly. NCBI's taxonomy places the organism in Eukaryota, Fungi, Glomeromycota, Glomeromycetes, Diversisporales, Gigasporaceae.
AUGACAACAAUUAAUGAACUAAAAAUAAUUGAAUAUACUACAACAAUUCUAUACGAACCUAACUCUUGGAAAAUUUGGGUUAGCAAAAGAAAGAAUUAUACAAAAGAAUUUUAUGGACACUGGCAAACCCCUGGAGGACAUAUUGAAGAAACAGAUUUAACAAGACGACAUGCAGCUCAAAGAGAAAUACUUGAAGAAACUGGAAUAAAAAUUGAAAUGUGUGACCUAAAAUAUUGGAGUACAGAACAUUAUCAAAAAGAAAAUGAAUGGAGAAUAGUUCAUUGUUUCAAAGCAAUUACAAAUGAGAUACCAAAAUUAAUGGAACCAUGGGAAAUGACAGACUGGGAAUUAAGAGAUAUUAAAUCAGUAUUAAAAGAACCUAUUAUUCAAUCAGUUCAAGAUAUAUUAAAUGGAAAACAACAAGUAGAAACUUCAAUAAUAGGAAUUGAUGGAACAUGUGGAGCAGGAAAAACUACUUUAGUAAAAAAGUGUAAAGAAUACUUAGAAAGAAAAGGAUUGAGAGUAAAA